Molecule: messenger RNA, 549 nt
Organism: Plasmodium gallinaceum
Lineage: Eukaryota; Apicomplexa; Aconoidasida; Haemosporida; Plasmodiidae
Product: fam-g protein
Exons: 2
Coding region: 1-549 (182 amino acids)
Source: RefSeq, a predicted model, not a curated record
AUGAGAAUGUUAAUUUUAUAUUUAAAAAUUACUACAUUCCUUCUUUUAAUUUGGAUGUAUCAAUGUUUUUAUAACUGUGAUUUUUAUAAAACUUUGAUUGAUAAAAAUAUAUUGCAAACAAAAAAUGAGUUAAAAUAUGAAAGAGUGUUAACAGAGGGUGACAUAUCAGGAAAAAAGCAAACAUACGCUAAGGAAUGCAUAGAAGAAAGUCCAUUAGAUAAUAAAAAAAACAAAUGGGAAAAUCCGGAUCUAUACAAGGAUCCGUACAAUUAUUGGUAUAAGGUCAUUAUUCCAAAAUUGUGGGAGCAAUUUGAUAAAGAAACAAGUGAAAUGAGCCCUAAUUCGAAAAACCGAGAAUGGAAUGUUGAAUGGCAUAAAUUAUCAACUGAGAAAAUUAAAGAUCUAUAUUUAGUAACUCUUCGACGUUAUAUUCCAUAUGAAGAAAAAAAAAAAAUAAUUGAUAGUGUUAUGAAAGAACUUGACUCAAGAUUUGAGAUAUUUUUAUGCGAAUGUAAAAUAAGAAAGGGAAAAAAAAAAAAAAAAAAAUAA